AUGGCAUUUCUUCUGACUCCACAGCAGAAAGGCCCUCUUCCCGUUGCCCUGAGCCCGAACCCCUGGGCAGGGAGGUGGUCCCGCUCCAGCUCUCCACCCGGGGUCCCCCCCGCACCCCUACAUGGUUGUUCUGCGUCUUUUCCACCCGCAAGCUUAGAAACCACAGGUUCUUUUCCCAGGCCUCCUCCUGGAUACUGGCCCUGUCUAGCCAGAAAAAGGACCAGUGCCCUUGACCUUGUGUCCAGCAGGGGCUGGGCGAGGCCUGGGCCCGAGCGGCCACCUGGAGCUUCCCCUCCCCGCUCCCCUCUCGCUGUCUGCGUGCCCGUGAGGAGCGUAGUCACAGGGACUUGGUUUCCACGGCAGUUUGGGGGGAGGAAUGUCCCCCCCCCCGGUUUGCUGGGUUGGGGGGUCUCCAGACCCACGGGGCCGAGGCUCUCUUGGCUCUGGCUGGCCGGGCCCGUGGCGGGGGCAGGGAGAUGGGGCUCCCGAGCAAGGCUGCCGAGGGGAGGGGUGAGUGGUGGCCCCGGGCCUGCCGCCUGGGCUCUGGGUGUGUGUGGAUUUGCCUCUGUGUCACUCCCUGGUAAGAAAAGCCCACGCCAGCUAAAGGCCACCCCUGCCCCUCGCCUGCCCCAUCCCUGCGCGCUACAGAGAAGCGUGACCACCCCUGUCUCCGUGGCUCAACCCUCAGGGUGGGUUCCUCUGGUUCCUGAGAAACAGCUUUCUCCCUCAGCACCCCGACUCACCUCUCAGCACCCCGUCUCGGCGGAGCAGAGGUGGGCGGGGCCAGCGCUGCGCCUCCUUCCUCCAUGGGGGGGUCUCCAAAGCCCAGGGCACACAUCCAAGCUAGAGAGGUGUGCGGACUUCCCAACCCCGGGAUCCAGGGGGUCCAGAGUCUCCCAAGCACCAGCGUUCUCCCCCUUCCACCAACUGCAGGCCACGGGCCCCUAGUGGGACCCAGAGCCGCCUGCCGUGCCUCCCCCAUCAGGCAGCAUGGCCUUGGUGACCAGUGCGGUGUCCAGAAGAAGAUUCGUGGUCUGGCGAGGCUUGUCCCCUGUGAGGUGACAGAGGAUGGGCCUGGAGGUCAGGAGCGAAGGUUCUGGUUUGAUGGGUAGGGUGAGGCCCCCGUCCCAAGCCAAGGGCACCAGUCACCUGAUAGUCAAAGAUGAACCCCCCCACCCCACCCCCCGACCGGCCCCUCCUGGCCGCAUUUCUCAGGCUCACCAUUAGGAGUCCCUGGGCCACGCUUCUGGGCCUCUGGAUCUGCACGUGGGGACAACUUGGGCCCUUCCCAGCCAGGGCUAAGAGGGGCCUUGAGGAUUUCCCAGGCGUCAGCAGAGCACCUGUGCUCUGUGACCCAGGAGUUUCUGAUGCCACUUCCUGAGUGAAACCUGAGUGGGGGGUAGGCGGAACCGCCCCAUAGAUCUGUGUCCCCCGUAAGUGGGGGCAGCCGGUCACAGCCGCUGGGAAAUAGAGCAGGCGUCUGGCCUGGUGAGCAGAGCUUGAGGGGGGAGGAUAAUGGAGUCUCCCCCCCACCCCACCCCACCCCCAAAGACGCGAGUUUUGGCUUUUCAGGUUUUCCCAGAUGCUGUGCUGGCGGAAGGGCUCGGCCUGGAGGGGGCAGUACCCUCCCUUCAAAGGGGCUGCCAGGUGCCGAGCCAACCAAGGUGGCCGCGGGGGCGGUCAGCCCAGCUGAGGGCGGGCUUGGGGCGAGAGGCUGGGUGCUCCUGAGGGGAGUUGAGCCCUGUAUACCUUUUCCUAUCUCAGAGCUCCUCCCAGCUAGUUUUCUCCCCUUCAUUUUCAAAUUGGAGGCAACACCAGGGCAAGCUUCACUGUCUCUCGUAUCCUUUCCUUAGACCCUGGGAGGAAGCCACGGGGUGGGCCGUGGCCUUCAGCUUUGACGUCCACGGCCUCCUGUAUGAAACCUGCUCUGUUGAGAAGGCGAGGCCCAGGCGGGGGAGCUGUUGGCCGAGCAGCCUGCUGUCCUUGGGGCCGAUGGCACCAGGAGUGGCCCCGGGACAGAGGGAGAGGCCUGCGGCCUGGCCUGUGGCAUCCGUGGCUGGGAGGGAGUUUGAGGCUCUUGGAUCAAAGGUAGGGGGAGGAGGCCGGGAGUGAGGACAGUGUUGUGUGCUUGGCCACGCGUGCGUUGGGUCCUACACAUCCGUGUGUGUGCGAGCACCUCCAUGCAGCGCCCGGAUCUGAGCACGGGCCUGGCUUGUUCAGUAUUUUGAGGCCUCGGGAGCCUUGUCACCCGCGGGCCACACGGAGUAGGGGUGAUGGUGCGUGGGUGGCAGGCCUCGCCCUCGGGACCGCCCCACGUCCCUUGACCUUGUUAAAGCUGCUCGGAGGGGGCGGAGGUGUCCCCAGCAGGGGCCCCAAGGGGCCAGCUCUUCAAAAGCAUCCAGUCCUGAAGACAGUAUUCACAGGGAGAGGGUUCAGGUGCGGGCGCCCCUCACCUGCUGGGGGUCCUCUGCAAAGAGCAUCCAGUGAAGUUGGGAGACCAGGGUGGGGGAUGAGGAACGGGCCAAAUUUGGGUCCCAAGACAGAGGGCAAGCCCGGUGCAUUUUCCUGUCCUCUGCCUCAGUUUACCUAUCCAGAAAAUGGUCCAGGAAGAACUGAGCAGGGCUGGCUCCCCAGCUGGGCGGGAUGGGGUGGGGGGAGGGGGCGGACAACACCCAAAAUCCCAAGUCCUCCUCUUGCUCCAUGCCAAAAUUAUUUCCGUUAUCCUGAGAUGGGGGUGAGCGGAUGUUGGGUGCAUGAUGGGGCUCUGAGGGGCCUCUGCCCUGCCCAGGGCCUCGCCUUGGGGGUCUGGCCCUCACCUGGCGCGCCCCGGGUCACCAGCAAUGGCACUUACAUCUGUCCCAAGCUCUGGGCAAGGGGGAGCACGGGCCACCUGAUGCCCCGGGGCCCUCACGCUUCUCCCCUCUUUGUUGAAGACACACAAAACCCUCAAGAUUCAUGUACUGUAUGGCGGAGAGAAAAAAAGUACCUAAUGUUCCCCCAAAAAAGACAGUAUAUUUUGUACUUUGUAAAGUGUUAAUUAAAACGGAAACAAAAAUGGA
This is a messenger RNA of Mirounga angustirostris (Northern elephant seal), 3059 nucleotides long. Its product is annotated as basic proline-rich protein-like. NCBI's taxonomy places the organism in Eukaryota, Metazoa, Chordata, Mammalia, Carnivora, Phocidae. The coding region runs from base 1 to 948 and encodes 315 amino acids. The record is from RefSeq and is a predicted model, not a curated record. The transcript has a single exon.